Daucus carota subsp. sativus is the source of this 1308-nucleotide messenger RNA. RefSeq names its product aspartic proteinase CDR1-like. Gene Ontology annotation, biological process: proteolysis. The record is from RefSeq and is a predicted model, not a curated record. Gene Ontology annotation, cellular component: extracellular region. NCBI's taxonomy places the organism in Eukaryota, Viridiplantae, Streptophyta, Magnoliopsida, Apiales, Apiaceae. Gene Ontology annotation, molecular function: aspartic-type endopeptidase activity. Bases 1 to 1308 code for a protein of 435 amino acids. The transcript has 2 exons.
AUGACGGUCUGUUUCACCACCUUGUCUCUCUGCUUGAUUUUAGUUUCACUUUCCCUAUGCAGUGAAGCUCACGAGUCUCUUGUAUCAUCCACAACUUCUGGUUUACGCCUAGAUCUCAUCCACCGCGACUUCUCCCCACUGUCACCAUUUUAUAAUCCGUUAGCCACCCAUUCUGAACGCUUAGAAAAUGUUAUUCGUCGUUCAAAUUCACGUCUUGCUCGUCAUUUCAAACCCAAGUGCAUAAGCCCGUCUAAAUCACCAUGUUUAAUUGAAUCCACUCUUCGACAAGUUGAGGGUGACUACCUGAUGAAACUGCUUAUCGGUACUCCACCAGUUGAAAUCCUGGUCACUGCAGAUACAGGGAGUGAUCUAACCUGGAUACAAUGCAAGCCUUGUAAGAGAUGUUUCCAGCAUAUCAAUCCCCUCUUCAAUCAGCGAGCUUCUUCAAGUUACAAGACUCUGAAAUGUACAUCGAAUCAGUGUAAAGCAUUCGAAGGCUUCACUGCCAAAUGUACUCAAAAGCAUAAUAGAUGUCGGUAUAACGUUACAUACGGAGAUGGAUCGUACAGCCAUGGUCAUCUAGCUACAGAGACACUAACUUUCGGAAAAACUUCAAUAGAAAAGUAUGUUUUUGGAUGCGGACACAAUAAUCGGGGUUUAUUUAGUAACAGUAGUUCGGGGGUCAUUGGUCUGGGAAGAGGGGCUCUUUCGAUAGUUAGUCAGCUGGAAGAAUCGAUUCGAGGGAGGUUUUCUUAUUGUCUGGUUCCAUUCUCUCAAAAUGAGACCAGGCAGUUUCGACGCCAUUUUUUCACACCCCUUACGAAACUUUACAAUUUACAUCUUGAAAAGGUUAUCGUUGGAAACAAAUCUUUCGAGGUUCCGGUGGAGAAACCUGGAGGAAGCGUUCAAAGUGGCAACAUAAUGCUCGACUCCGGGAGCUCAAUGACUUACCUUCCAAAGGGUGAAUUCUACGAUAGUAUUGUUUCCGCGAUAAAGGAAGCUAUGAGUGAGGUUGAAACCAUUGAUGAUCCAGGAAGGACAUUUCACUUUUGUUAUAAAACAAAGCCAGAUAUCAAAGCUCCGAGGAUUGGCUUCCAGUUUAAGGAUGCUGCAGUACUAGAAAUCCCUGAGUCGAAUAUAUUUGUGGAGGUGUCGGAUGGGGUGACUUGCUUCACUGUGGCGCCUACUCAUUGGCCUUUUCCGCUCCCCAUCUUUGGAAGCGCAUUGCAGUGGAACUUUGUGGUGUCUUGUGAUCUUCGGAAGAAGAUGGUUUCGUUUCAGGCUACAGAUUGCAGCAAAAAGGUCUAA